Molecule: messenger RNA, 231 nt
Organism: Cotesia congregata
Lineage: Eukaryota; Metazoa; Arthropoda; Insecta; Hymenoptera; Braconidae
Source: the annotation of a GenBank genome assembly
AUGCUCCAGCCAAUGCAUCACUCAAAACGUCGAUAUUGGGAAAUUGGACUUGCGGCGCCAUCUCUGGAGUUCAAAGCUAACGACGGACCCAGGAAAGAGGGGAGAGACGAAGAAUGCGACAUGUGCUUAAUUUUUCUUCUUCCACGUUUUCGACUUGCCGCGUGCGGACACAUUUAUUACAAAGAAUAUUUUUGGAAUUUCUUGCGUUUGAAAUCUGACGAUUUCUUUUAA